Messenger RNA from Asparagus officinalis (garden asparagus), 2046 nucleotides. Its product is annotated as transmembrane protein 184B-like. The record is from RefSeq and is a predicted model, not a curated record. The coding region runs from base 368 to 1627 and encodes 419 amino acids. Gene Ontology annotation, biological process: transport. The transcript is spliced from 6 exons. Gene Ontology annotation, molecular function: transporter activity. Lineage: Eukaryota; Viridiplantae; Streptophyta; Magnoliopsida; Asparagales; Asparagaceae.
UUUUUUUUAUUUUUUUUGUCGUCCUUAAAAAAAAUUACUCGGAGGACUAAAUUGGUGGAAGCCGCCGCCCCCAAGCCCUAGCCUUCGUCUUCCUCCUCCUCCUCCCUCGUCUUCGCCUCCUUCCACUUUCUUAGCGUUAGGGUUAGGGUUAGGGCUAGGGCUAGGGCUCUCCUCCAUUGUCAUUCGUGCUUUUGCCCUAACUGAGCAAACCCUAGGGCGGCGCGCCGCGCGGUUGUGGGACGAUAGGUUGAUUCGUCCUGAAGGAAUCGGAUCGGAUCGGAUCGCCCGAACCNCGGGGAAGCUCGACUGAUCUCUGGGCGUCGACCGUCAUCGAGACCCAUCGGUCGAUCGAUCUUGAAGGAGAUCGAUGGCGCCUCUUUACUACGUGAUCGUCGCGUUCCCUUGUACGGUGGCGGCAAUAGCCCUGGCGAUGUCGCACAUCUAUCGCCACCUCCUCAAUUACACGGAGCCCAUCUUUCAGCGCUACAUUGUUCGCAUCAUCUUCAUGGUCCCGGUUUAUGCACUGAUGUCCUUCUUAUCACUUGUCUUGAAUGAAAGAUCAAUUUAUUUUAAUUCAAUCCGCGAAGUCUAUGAAGCUUGGGUCAUCUAUAAUUUUCUUUCACUCUGCUUAGCAUGGGUUGGAGGCCCUGGUGCUGUGGUAUUAAGUUUAAGUGGACGAGCUCUGAAACCUUCCUGGUAUCUUAUGACAUGCUGCUUCCCUACUAUACCACUUGAUGGACGCUUUAUCCGGAGGUGCAAGCAAGGGGCUCUACAAUUUGUGAUUCUGAAGCCCAUUUUGGUUGUCAUUACAUUCAUACUGUAUGCAAAAGGAAAAUAUGAAGAUGGAAAUUUCAGUGCUGAUGAGGGCUAUCUUUAUAUUACAAUUAUCUACACCCUCUCAUACACGAUAGCUCUCUAUGCACUUUUCUUGUUUUAUCUAUCAUGCAAAGAUCUGCUUCGACCAUAUAAUCCUGUGCCGAAGUUCAUUCUGAUCAAAUCUGUCGUCUUUUUGACAUAUUGGCAGGGUGUUUUGGUUUUUCUUGCUGCGAAGUCUGGUUUUAUAAGAGAUGCAGAAGAAGCUGCUGAUUUGCAGAAUUUUGUGAUAUGCGUGGAGAUGCUUGCUGCAGCUGUUGGGCACCUCUAUGCUUUCCCUUAUAAGGAGUAUGCAGGUGCCAACAUUGGCGCAUCUCGUGGUUUUACUGGAAGCCUGGUACAUGCGUUGAAGUUCAGUGACUUGUACCAUGACACAGUUCAUCAGUUUGCACCGACCUAUCAUGACUAUGUGCUGUACAAUAAUAAUGAUAGUGACGAGGGAGCAACGAAAUACCGAUCUCGCACUUUUGUGCCGACUGGCCAUGAGAUGGAUGCUGUGAGAAGGAACAAAUAUGCGAGUGGAGGUAGGCUGGACGAGGUACAACUCUCGAGUGUCUCUACAUCAGGUUCCAACAGCCCAGCUACGACAAAUCCAUCACAGAACAAAACAGAUUUCGAAGCUAUCAAGUCUUCAUUGCUCAAGGAAUCCUCCGCUUCUUCGGCUAAGCCAUACGACCUCUCGCUAUUAAUCGACUCGGAUCUAACCAACUACCCCGCCAAGGUUCCUGCAGCAAAGCCAGGUGAACAACAAUGACCGGGAAUAGAGUGAGCAUUAAUCGAGCGGUAGGAAGGACAUAUUUCCACAGAUAAUGUCAAUAUUUGUUAAGUCUGGCUAUUGUGAUUGCUGAGAGCUUUUAGACCCACAUACAACAUCUAACCUCCUGGUCUAUGGAAUGACAGAACCGCACUAAGAAAAUCGCUUCCCAAGAUUGGUAAAUGUUUGCUCAUUGUCAUUGUGUACUAUAUGCGUUUGUAUCUCUUGCAUAUUCUUCACUCAGACUUAUCUGAUCUGUUGAGAUAAAUAUUGAGAAUAUUGCUUCUUUGUCCUGGUCGCAGUGAUUUUCCAAUGUGAGAUAGGGAUUGAUUACAGGUGUUGUAAUUUUUUUUAACGAACUCAUGUCUUCUUAAUGCGUUGUAUUUGUUGUAUUUUAUUUUUUAUUAUCUAUUUAUUUA